This is a messenger RNA of Schistocerca gregaria, 1407 nucleotides long. RefSeq lists its product as uncharacterized. The coding region runs from base 202 to 1242 and encodes 346 amino acids. The transcript has 2 exons. The record is from RefSeq and is a predicted model, not a curated record. NCBI's taxonomy places the organism in Eukaryota, Metazoa, Arthropoda, Insecta, Orthoptera, Acrididae.
AGUCAGUGUCAGGAUUGCGCUUCAAAGAGGGGGAAAGCCGCGUUGGCUGUCUUUUUUUUUCGAGUGCAGUCGGUUUUUUUUCCGAGUACCGUUCCACCUGGUUUGGCUGCAGUCCGGGCCGUAUUGGAGAAGCAGACAGGGAAUAUCCGCGGGUCUUCGUUUUCCCUUUGAUGGUCUCGUUUUGCCCUUGACUUGGUACGGAUGACAGAUUUCAGGGAGGCCAGCGCGGAGCACUCUCCCGCGGCGACUGACGGGAGCUGGCAGCUAGAAAGGCGCCACCGGCGCAAUCGCCCGCAGCCGUCGCAGCAGAUGGCGAACAACAGGGUCGGCGGUCACGGCGCGUUCUCGUCGGGCGGCAGAAGGUCGACAGAGCCCAACAACGUAAGAAGGCAGGGGGAGUACGCGCACGGCUCGCCGUACGGCAAUUCAAGGGGCAAUUCCAACCACAGCGACUACAAAAGCAACUUUGCCGGCCACGGGGCGAGCGGGGGGUCGUUUAGCAGGAAAAAGGGUGGCACGAGCGAGGGCGCAUCGGGCGCGAGCAACGGCAAUGCCGCUAAAGGAAGGAGCGCGAAGUCCGCCCAAGAAGGAGCGAUCGAGAUUUUGAGAUCCCGCGGAGUGUGCCAAGAAAUUCUAGACAAAGUUGAACAAAUCAAGGCCGAAUAUGGAUAUUUCAGCAUUGAAGAAAUUUACUACACGCUGAAGAAUUUAGACUAUGGCGUCACGGAAACGAUCGACGCGCUGAUCGAGAAGAAGAACAACAGUUGGAGUUCCUUGAUACAAAGGAACAUUUCGUGUUCGAACGCGGCCCCUUCUUCUCAGUCGGAGCAAUGCAGGGCGACGGACGAAUGCGCCCAGAGGAAGGGAAAGAAGGUCGUGUCGCAGCCUUCUCCCGCGCCCGCACCUCCCCCAGACAUAGAUCCUGCGGCGGUGAGUCUUUCCAUUGAGGAGUGCCUCAAGGAGACCCAGGAGGCCACCAAGAUGCUAAUGGAGUUGAAGCGAGAGCUCUUUAACAGUAUCAAUAACCAGCAGCUGGGAGAGCAGCUAAAUAGCGAAAAGCAGCAGCUGUUGGAGCGCAAGAAAGAAAUUUCAAAAGAAAAUCUCAUCAUCGACGAGCGACUGGCUCAGAUCGAAAAGGAGCUCGUCCAGCUCAACCUCGAGACGAUCAAUAAGGUCACGCAGAUCGCUCAGAAGCUGCCCAAGGCGGGCGGUGUGCACUCACUGAUCAAAAACAGAGGCUGACGUUCAGUGUAGAGGAGGGAUUUUUUUGCAGGCGUUUGAUCCAUUUUGGCUCUCUGUUUGGGGUUUUCCGGGAGCAAGACAGGAACGCGAAAACAGAAUGAAAUAAAUAAAUAAAUAAAAAAAAAAAAGAAGGUGCUCAAUAAACUGGGAAGUUUAUGGCUUUUA